UAUUCGGCUGAUUCAUUCUCUCAUUUUUUUUCCUGCAAAUUAAUGGAAAUGGAAGCAAAUGUUGAAGAGAAUGAGAGGAAUAUCAAGAUGAUUCGUUCAGUAAUCGGUUCUGAAAUUCCAGAAAAUGAAAUUCUCGAACCCCUUUCACAGAAAAACAACAAUCCAGAAGCAGCUAUUAACCAUUUGCUAGAUUCUUCGACGCCGUUGAUAGUUCACAAGACUGUUACGGGCACAGGGGUAAGGAUUUCUGCUCCGAUAAAACAAGAGAAUGGAGAAGAAUCAUUGGGUUGUAAUACUGUAAGUGGGUUAAAAGUUAAGGAAGAAACCGAUUUGGGUGUCAAUGAAAAAGGGGAAAGAAAGGUUUUUGAUGGGUGUGGAGCAAAAGGGUCGGUUGGUAACGGGCUAAAAGUUAAAGAAGAAUACGAUGUGGGUGCUGAGGAAAAUGGGCAAAAAGAGGAAGAAAAGAAGGUUUUCAAUGUGCGGGAUUUUAGAAAAGAAUUCAAUGAAUGGCUUAAGUUGCCUGAAAACAACCCGCAAAUCGAUAUUCAGAAACCGAAAGAAGAAAAGAAACUUGAAAUGGUUAAGUUCAAAGAAGAACCUGUACUUCGUCUUGAACCAUUGUCAUCAAGGCCUUUGUCAAAACACGAAUACAACAGACUGAAUAGUAGUAGUACUAGUAAUAGGGAUAUUGGGGGAAUUAAGGAAAAGAUUGGAAUUGAGAAUAAUAGUCUUAGUACUGUUGUGAUUGAGGAUGGGGAUUUCCCUGAAGAUUCUGAUUGGUUGUUAGUUGGGAGAACUGUUGUUACUGGACUUUCAACUACAAAGGGAAGAAAACUGGAGAAUAAUGAGAUUGUUCAUUUUUCAUUUCCUCAGCUUGGGAGUAGUAAUCAGAGUUCACACUGGGGUGGGUCAAGAGCUGCUAUUGCUGCUGCAUCAUCCAUUGUUAGGUUCUCGACUAAACGAUCGGGGGAGAUUGGGCGUCUUCCAAUGGAAUGGGCAAAAUGCCUCAUUCCACUUGUAAAUACUUCAAAGGUAAAGGUUUUUGGUCGAUGUGUUGCUGCACCUGUAAAUCUGUCCCUAAUGCAGGAGCUUAUGUUGUAUGUAAGUUUCUACAUUCACCACUCGGUGUUUACAAGCUGUGAGAAGUCAUCAUGGAGGCUGGAUUCUCCCUCACAAAUUGAUACUACAACAUAUCCACUACUUACAUUGUUCAAGUUGCUCAAAGUCAAACCCUUUCAGAAUGCUGAGUUCACCCCGGAUGAGCUUGAUUCUCGUAAACGCCAGCUCAAUUUAGAUUCUGAUUCAAAUGAAGCUGCUUCAGUGUUAUCAAUUGCAAAACGAAGAAAGGGCUGCCAACAGUUAUCAGAGCCAAACAAGGAUGAGCAAGAAAUCUCUGAAGCAUCUAUUAACAAACUUGUCGGUUCUGUAGACAUGUAUGACUUGAAGGAGAUGGAGGCUCCCGAUACACUUAUGUGCAGCCUAAGGCCUUACCAGAAGGAGGCUCUUUACUGGAUGUCAGAAUCAGAGAAAGGAGCUGGUGUAGAGGAAGCAUCAAAAACUCUUCAUCCGUGUUGGGCAGCAUAUCGGAUAUGUGAAGAGAGGAAAAUAUAUGUCAACAUUUUCUCUGGGGAAGCAACUACUGAAUUCCCAACUGCAUCAAAUGCAGCACGUGGAGGGAUAUUGGCAGAUGCAAUGGGGCUUGGAAAGACGGUGAUGACAAUUUCUCUAAUACUUGCGAGUCUGGGCAGGGGUAGCCCUGAUCAGGAAAUUGUCUUGGAAGACACAGAUGAAACUGAAUGUGUAACAAAAAGAAUCACUUAUACUGAUACUGAAGUCUCAAAAAAAGCAAAAGGUGGCACUCUCAUUGUCUGUCCUAUGGCAUUACUAGGCCAGUGGAAGGAUGAACUUGAAGCACAUUCAAAACCUGGUAGUGUUUCAGUUUUUGUUCAUUAUGGCGGGGACAGAAGUAAUGAUCCUAGAGUGAUAGCAGAACAAGAUGUAGUCCUGACAACUUAUGGUGUCUUGAGUGCAACUUAUAAGGCUAAUAAUGAGAAAAGCAUAUUUCAUAAUGUUGAUUGGUACCGGGUGGUUCUGGAUGAGGCACACACCAUAAAAUCCUGGAAGACUCUUGGUGCACAGGCCGCCUUUACUUUGUCAGCACAUUGUAGGUGGUGUCUUACUGGUACUCCUCUGCAGAAUAAUUUGGAAGAUCUUUACAGCCUUUUAUGUUUCUUGCAUGUCGAGCCAUGGUGCAACUGGGCAUGGUGGAACAAGUUAAUACAGAGACCUUAUGAAAAUGGUGAUCAGAGAGCUCUAAAAUUGAUCAAGGCCAUUUUGAGGCCACUGAUGUUGAGGAGAACAAAGGAUACCAAGGACAAAGAUGGAAGGGCAAUUCUUGUUCUCCCUCCAACCGACAUUCAAGUCAUUCAGUGUACACAAUCAGAAGCUGAACGUGACUUCUAUGAUGCCCUCUUCAAGAGAUCUAAAGUUCAAUUUGAUCAGUUUGUGGCACAAGGAAAAGUUCUUCACAACUAUGCUAAUAUUCUUGAAUUACUACUUCGACUGAGGCAGUGUUGCAACCAUCCUUUCCUUGUGAUGAGCCGAAGUGAUAAUCAAGAAUUUGCAGAUUUAGACAAACUAACAAGAAGGUUCUUGGAAACAAAUCCUGAUUCAUCAACACAGAAAGCACCUACACCAGCAUAUGUAGAAGAAGUUGUUGAGGGAAUUCGAAAUGGCGAAAAUAUGGAGUGUCCCAUAUGCCUCGAGUCAGCAGAUGACCCUGUGCUAACACCAUGUGCCCACAGAAUGUGCAGAGAAUGCCUUCUUUCAAGCUGGAGAACUCCAGCAAGUGGACUUUGCCCAAUUUGUAGGCAAAUGAUAAAGAAACAUGAGCUAUUCACAUGUCCUUCUGCAAAUCGGUUUCGAGUUGAUGUUGAGAAGAACUGGCAAGUAUCUUCUAAGGUUUCAAUGCUGAUGGAUUGCUUAGAACCUAUAAGAAAAUCUGGUGAAAAAAGCAUUGUUUUUAGCCAAUGGACUUCAUUUCUUGAUCUUUUGGAAAUCCCACUCAAAAGAAAGCAAAUUGGCUACUUGAGGUUUGAUGGGAAAUUGUCACAGAAACAAAGAGAAAGGGUCUUGAAAGAGUUCAGUGAGACUAAUGAAAAAACAAUUUUGUUAAUGUCACUAAGAGCUGGAGGUGUUGGCUUGAACUUAACAGCAGCUUCUAAUGUCUUUAUCAUGGAUCCAUGGUGGAAUCCUGCUGUCGAAGAACAAGCAAUUAUGAGAAUUCAUCGUAUUGGUCAAAAGAAAACAGUUCGUGUUAGAAGGUUCAUUGUUGAGGACACAGUGGAAGAAAGAAUGCAACAAGUCCAAGCAAGAAAGCAAAGGAUGAUAGCUGGAGCUUUGACUGAUGAAGAAGUGAGGUCUGCUAGAAUUGAAGAGCUCAAGAUGCUUUUCAGAUAAUUGAUUUUAAUAUAUUUGGAAAAGUCCAAUUAUAUUUAUAUUUAAUUGGAUGUAAAAUUAGUGAAAAAAAACAAGAAAUUUAUGUCCAUGGGGUGGAUAAAAUUGUUUUUGUAUAGUUACAACUGUUCCACCUGAAUUUUGUAAAGUAUUUUUGAAGUAACAAACCAAGAUAUGAUCUUGUUGUCUAUGCUUAUUGCAUAUUUGAAUUAGA
Molecule: messenger RNA, 3670 nt
Organism: Solanum stenotomum
Lineage: Eukaryota; Viridiplantae; Streptophyta; Magnoliopsida; Solanales; Solanaceae
Product: DNA repair protein RAD5B-like
Exons: 19
Coding region: 43-3459 (1138 amino acids)
Molecular function (GO): ATP-dependent chromatin remodeler activity; zinc ion binding; nucleic acid binding
Source: RefSeq, a predicted model, not a curated record